Gordionus sp. m RMFG-2023 is the source of this 7905-nucleotide messenger RNA. RefSeq lists its product as uncharacterized. Gene Ontology annotation, biological process: negative regulation of DNA-templated transcription; positive regulation of transcription by RNA polymerase II. Lineage: Eukaryota; Metazoa; Nematomorpha; Gordioida; Chordodea; Parachordodidae. Gene Ontology annotation, cellular component: chromatin; MOZ/MORF histone acetyltransferase complex. Gene Ontology annotation, molecular function: transcription coregulator activity; histone acetyltransferase activity. The record is from RefSeq and is a predicted model, not a curated record. The transcript has 19 exons. Bases 195 to 7676 code for a protein of 2493 amino acids.
CUAUUUUUCGCAAACCUGACUGACAAUAUUUUAUUUAAAAAAUUAAAAUUAUAUAAAAUAUAAUUAGAAAAUAAAUCUAAAUUGUAAAAAUAUUCUUACUGAAGAGAAUUUACAAAUUUUCAUACAAGGAUCAAAAAUGUGAAUGCCCUUACUCAGCAUACCAGCCAAUCAAAAAUAAAUUGGCCUUCGGAUAAAUGUCAUAUAAAACGGAUCUCACCGAAAAAGAUAUAAUGGAGAUACAAGACGAGCUCAACGAGUCAUUCCGGAGCAACGUUUUAAGUUCCAUAAGGCAAAUCGAGUCCCAGAACCAAAAAGCCACGAUGGACAAGGUCAAAAAGUCGAUGGAAAAAAAUUUGGGACGUCCACUGGACCGGAACGAUUACAAGCAACGGCUGGAUAACUUGUGCCAAAAUGGUAUCAUCUUUAAAUUAUCUACCAAUCGAGGUCAACCAUAUUUUUCCUGCUAUGAUAAUUCGAACCCCUCAAAAACCGCCAAAGCGGGUUCGCUCGCCGCACGGAAAUCUCUCGAAGACAAAGGGGGAAAUACCAAGAAAAUUGGCGUGGGCGAUUACAUAUAUUAUGACGAACGCAAAAGUGAACGUCCACCCCCUGCUCGACGACUAAGAAGUUCAGUUGCUCACGAAGCUAUCGAAAUAUCUCACGAGAAGGAACAAAAAUCUAACGCCAAACCAUCCUCACCUCUCCCUUAUCCCAAGUUAAAAAUUGUUAAAAAAGGUGUCGCCACAGCUGACCAAACUCUUCCGCUUGACGCGUCAAACUCAUCACCCCCAUUUUCUUCGAUUCUCGAAUACCGGGAUGGCCGAUCUAUGAUAGAAGACGAAGACGAAUUAGAGUUGCCCCAAAGAUCGUCUUGCUUUAAUUCGUUGAUUAAGGAAAUAAGUGGAGGAACACUGCGCGACAAACUUAACAGAUCUACAGCCUCACUUUCUUCCUCUCCUCCAUCCUGUUAUCAAGAUGACGAUGAUGAAGAAUGCGACCAAAGAAAUGUUCUGGAAGAACAAAAUGAUAAUACGGCACUUCGCACCGAUCCCGUUUCUCGCGAAUUUUUACUCGAAAAUGACACGGUUUCAAGAGACAUUUCGCUCAAGGCGUUUUUUCAAUUGUCUCAUCUUCAUAUCGACCGAUCUCGUAUGAUCAAAUUUUUUGAUGAUUUGAGAAUUCUCGUUUUAGGCAUGAACAAAAACAGGAAACAAAAAUGGAAGAAGGAGGAAAUCAAAAAUUUAGUUAGAACAGUGUAUAUCCCCUUUUUAUUUGAGAUAGGCGAAUGUCUUGAUUUUUUGAUAAUCAUGGGCGAUAAAAAGGUCACUCUGGAAUCCUUGCUUUCCGUCGAUUUGAAAUGCGGCUUAACGUUCAAAGAAUUAGAAAAAAUGCUAAUCAAUAUCUUAGCGGGGAUCAACAUGAUCAAUAUCUUGAUCAAAAAUGAAGAAAUUAGCGAAGAAUUUAAAUCCCCACCCACUUCUCACAAAUCCACUGAAUCCGACCAUUGUGGGUCGAAUGCUGAAGACGCCUCUUUUUCAUCUCCCUCGUCUUGCUUAUCCAAAUAUUCCCUUUUUUCGAAGAGCCCCCUUAAAACACCCUCAUCAUCGAUCCUGUUCGCUCAAAACAUCGCGUCACAAUCUACCGCCUCAUCUUCGGAAUCGAUCCAAAACCAAAAUACGGUCGACCCCACACACGAGCCACCCUCAUCCCCCUUCAUCAGGUGCUUAUCGAAAAAGGAGAAAUACAACGCUGGCAAAAUAUUGAAAAAAUUCUUAAAACGCGCUGUUUCCUCUGGCAAAUUGGUUAAAACUACUGAUAAGCUCUAUAGAUUUUAUGUCGACGAGCCUUCAACCCAAAAUCAUAGUAUGUCUGCGGCGAACCCAUUCGUGCCUCUUCAUCAGCCCGACAAUUAUAGCUCUCAAGCCUCAAAUACAUUUUUCCCAACUAGUCACCCCGAAACGAGCUUAAACGCCAACAUAAUUUUCAAACCCGCUACGCUUAAAACCAGCACCGCUACUCCUAACCCAUUCACCCUGAACCUCAAUUUGCCGGCUCACAUAAACAACAACAACAACAAUCUAUUCUCAUUAUCUCAACCCCAAAACUCAUCUCACAUCACAAAAUUGUCUUCAGUCUUUCAAACUUGCUCGGUCCCGCAGAUUUUACCCAACAAUUCGCCCUCAUCUUCCUCGAACAAAUCUUGUAGUAUCUGUGAAAAAGCUAACGAUAAAAACCUCUCCGACGAAAUGCUGAAGUGUGACGAAUGCGGGAAAAUGAGUCAUCCAUCUUGUCUCAAAUACACUUCACAACUCACGGAUCUCAUUAAAAAUAUGAGGUGGCAAUGUGUAGAAUGCAAAAAAUGCUGUAAAUGCGGCCUCACGGGAAACGCCGAUACCCUGGCGCUUUGCAGUGCGUGCGAUCGAGGUUUUCACAAAGAUUGUUGCGGCCUUACCUUAUCCAAUUCUCAAAAAAAAUGGCUCUGUCCUUAUUGCUAUAAUCUCAAAGACCGUAACAUGAUUAACAAUAUCGCUAGCGGCGUUAAAAAACGUUACAAGCUCACUCAUUACCAACAAUCAUUGGGUUCUCUUAAAAAUACCCCCAACAUAUCUAACAAAUACCACCACCCAUACAACAAAAAAUCCGUCAAAAGUUUUUCCGAAUCGAAUAUCGGUAAGCAGCACCCGCCUUUCAAGAGAGGCCGAGGUAGACCUCGAAUAAAUUUCGGAGGUAUUAAUAAUAGCGGGGGUUACAAAAAGAAGGGUAGGCAUUCGCUUUGCAUUAAGACUACUACUAAUUCAACGAACCAGAAUUUAUCGUUCGCGAAUCUUAAGGACAAGGCUCUUUGGAAUAGGAAACCUUUUAUGACGGCCGGUGGCGAUAAAUUCAACAAAUCAAAACGGGAUAAAGAUCGAAUCUCUCCUAAAAAUUUGAUCAGUAAAGAUUCAAAUAAUCAGCAACAAAAUCAAGCAAAUAUUGUACUUCCUCCUGACGUGACCUUAGAAGAUUACGAGUUAUUUCAGAAGGCUAAAGCUAGAGCACAAAAGCGAAUUCAAGAAUCCCAGUAUCCCUUUCCUCACCUGUACGAUCAAAGUGCUGUUAGCAUAGGUGGAGAAGACACUAGCAACGCAGACAGUGGACGUGGGAGUCCUUCUAAUCAGCCUCCCCCAAAAAUGGCCGUUACAGUUACAGGACUAGGAAGCGCUUGUCCAGGGAGUGUUGAAAUGGGUCGUUUCGAAAUUAGAACUUGGUACUCUAGUCCAUACCCCCAAGAAUACGCUCGACUUCCUAAAUUGUUUCUUUGUGAAUUUUGUCUCAAGUACAUGAAGAGCAAGAUGAUAUUGGAUAGACACAAAGGGAAAUGUAAAUGGCAAAAUCCUCCCGGUAACGAAAUUCACAGGAAAAAUGGGAUCUCGAUUUUCGAGGUAGACGGUAACGUCUGUAAAAUGUAUUGCCAGAAUUUGUGUCUACUCGCUAAGCUAUUCCUAGAUCAUAAAACGCUUUAUUACGAUGUUGAACCCUUCCUGUUCUAUGUUCUCACUAAAAAUGACGCGCAAGGUUAUCACGUGGUUGGAUAUUUUUCUAAAGAAAAAAAUAAUCCUCAAAACUACAAUGUAUCGUGCAUUAUGACGUUACCCCCAUAUCAGCAACAAGGUUACGGACGCCUGUUGAUUGAUUUCAGUUAUCUUCUAUCGAGGAAAGAAGGUAUUCCUGGCACGCCAGAAAAACCUUUAUCCGACCUCGGUCGAUUGGCUUACUCUUCAUAUUGGAAAGGAGAAAUAUUGGAUUAUUUGAAUGAACACCAAGAUGCUCCGACAUCAUUUAAAGCUAUCAGUGAUACAACCGGAAUAACUCCAUACGACAUAGCUCAAACACUUCAAACACUUAACCUUUUAACUUAUAAUCGCGAAUCACAAGCUUUUGAGAUAAGCAUUGAUUUCGACGUCCUCGAAACCCACUUGCUUAAAAAACGAAUCGAAGCGGAAAAAAUCGAAAAGGGGCAUAGAAUCAACACCAAGGCCGAUCCUAUGUCAUUGCAUUGGUUUCCUGUCAAGUACAGGGAUGAUUUUACUAAAAUAAUGAUGUUAGAUCAACCAUUUACAGAAAUUGAGCCACUAAACCCCUCUCCAAUCAAAGAUGGAUCAAACCAGUCAGAUAUUAUUGAUCUCCAGCACACUGAUAAUCACGUUACUACCCAAGAGAUAGAAAUCGUAGAAGCAAAUACAAAUAAUGAAAUUGGACUAGAUCCUAGUUUUGAAAUUGAGGAGAAUGCUGUUAGUUUUCCAAAUAAAGGCAUAGAUAAAAUAGCAUCUCUCAAAUAUAAGAAUAAGAAAAAACGAAAACACCGACAUUGGCUAGAUUAUCAGAAGCUAGCAAUUAAUAGGAAAAAAAGGGCCGCUUUGCAAAGGGGGAAAUUUGAAGAAACAAUUAUCAUUCCAGAAUCUAUUAUUGAUCAAACCCCUAUAUCGAAUAAUAUAUCCGAAAAUAUUCCGCCUAACGCUCAUACGCCAAAAAGGAAAGAAGCUUCUAGACAGAAUUCGUCUAUCAUUACUCGUUCAAACAAAAAACGUAUCGAGGAAAGUUGUAAGACAUCUUCCCAAAAGGCAGAUUUUCCUUAUCACUCCGACGAUGGCUCUGACGAUAAUCGAUCUCACCCCCAGACUCUUUUAAAUCAAACAUUUAAAUUGAAUUUGACAAAUACUUUGACGACAAAUCAAGAAACUAAAGGCCCCACGUGUAAUGAUAACCAAAGUAAUGAUAGAAACAAGGAAAACGAUAGUUAUUCUUUAAAUCAAUGCACAAAUAUUAAUGAUAGCCCAGCUGAGGUAUUGUUUGUGUCGAUCGAUAAUUAUGACAUGGAAAACCCCGUACCGAUUCAAUCUAAAAUUCAAAACAUUACCUACCCCUCCUCUUUAUUCAAGACCAGUAUGACGUCACAAAUACCUAACCAGAAUGUAUCUUCCACGCCCACACUAAUUACAAACUCGAGUUUUGACAACCACAAUUUUACAUCUGCAAUACUUAGUUCAGGAUUCUCUCCAACAUUUUGCACAAAAUUCACAACCACACAAUCCUCACUGUCUCCUUCAUCACACGAUUCCGGCUACAUAAAAACAAAUAUCUGUCCCUCUUUUAUAACGAACAACUUGGAAUUAUUCACGGACACUAACAAGAUACCAAUUAAUGACAAAAAUGAUUCCUUACCCCAGCAAGUUGAUUUGCAAAUCGACGAAGAAGUAAGACAGCUACAAAUGAGUCACCCUUGUUUUUAUCAAAAAAUCAAUCACCAACAGACUAGUUACUCAGAUAAUCCUACCCCAAACUCUCAGCCAUUAGUUUAUGCCACCAAUUUACCAGAUAGUUUAAUCAUUUCUCUCCGACCUGACUUCGAUGAUCUUAACGACGUUUCAAAUGACGACUUGCUGUUCGAGGAUACCUCUUUCGAAGAGGAUGUGAAUAACGUUGAUGGUGUCUCCGAUUUUUCUUCCGUCAUCGAUUAUUACGAUUCCUUGAACGAUAUCGAACCUACUAUUGGAUCGGAUCAAGAUUUUUCUUCCUUUUAUGUUGGAACUGGUCGACCUUUCACCGGGAGAAACGAAAGGGUGCCGCUUAAUGAUUUGAUUUUGUCUAAUCAGCUUAAUAUGAAUACUAACGAGCCUUAUCCAAAUCCCGCUUUUUGUCAAAACGAAUCUAUCCUACCUCGGGAAAUAUCAAAAACGGAUUAUAAUUUACCAACUAGUCAAUAUAGUUUUUCAUCUGAGGAGUGUCCGACAUCAUUUAAUGGAUGUCAAGUCAAAGACGCGAGUAGUCUUAAUUCGGGAGUUUUUUUAUCAUCAACCAGCGACGACAACAACAAUUACAAUUGGUGUUUAUAUUCAAGUAUUAAAGAAAAUAUUAUAAAUGAACAAGCUAAAUCUCAAGAUUUUGUUUAUAAAAAUCACCUCAAAGUACCAAUCUCCACCAACAUAAACAUGAAUGAAUAUCCAACUUUAGGAAAAUUGGCGGAAACAUUAUUUUGUCCAAACGUAAUAAAAAAUUCGCAAUUAUCUCACGAAUUCGAUAUAUCAUUAGGUUUAUUAGAAUCUCCGGCAUCUCUUCAUAGCAAUGAAUUAAAUUUGACAUCUUCACCUAUUCAAUAUCAAAAAUUAUCGAUUCUUAACACAGAUACCAAAGUCUCGCCGAUUAUAGCUAAUUUAGAGCCGAAUCCGAAAUUUAAUUUUUCUCAAAUUUAUUCGAACAAAAAAAUACUCCCGGUUUUACCUUUAAAUAGGGACCCUGUUGUCACCUCUCAUCUCGAAAUUAAUAACUCAAUCCUAUCUCCGCAUAGCACACUAUCUAUUACUGACACAUCGGAAUACGAUAACUUUGAAAGUGAAGAUAUUAAUAAAUUCGCAUCUCCAACAUUUUUAUACGCCCCUAUAAACAAUAUUUUCCACAUAUCGCCCAUCGCUCUUCCCCAUAACAAUUUAACAAGAUGUAACCUUGUUGACAACACUCGUGUCGGGAAAUCUAAUGACCAAGUCACAAAAGGUUUAUAUAAUAGUCCCGAGAGUAAUAAAAUCAAUCCCCAGGAUCACUCCAUACUGAAUUCCAUACAUUUUGGCACUAAUUUAAAUUUUAACCACAAUACAAAGCCAUAUAAUAAUAAUCACGUUUCCCUUAAAACUAGCUGCAAUUUAGCCAAGUUACAAAAAUUGACAAAUGGCCUCAUCGCGUCGGCAACAUCAACCAUUCCAACCAUGUAUUCGAAAUCCUGUGCGACCGCAGCCAUAAUUACCAUGAGUAACAAUCAUCAAACCUGUUUAGGAUCAGCAGCCAUUUUAACCCCUCCUCCAAAUCACACUCCGCCUCCUUUAACCUUGUUGAAUACUAAGCAACUAAUCAAUAAAGUUUCGCCAUUUAUUUCUAACCAAGCUAAGCGAAAUAACGAUAACACUUCCAAAUCCGCAUCUAACAGUGACGUUCGGAUUUUAAUCGAAGAUUCGCCCAAAUCAGUGUCAUCGUCGACGACCAGUCCAAAGAAAAUUUUUCAUCGAUUAAUCAAACCUAAUAUUCUUCCCAAAUUACCAAAUAUUAUCCAACGUCACGAUAUUCCCGUUCUCAAUAAUAACUUUAUACAAAUUUCACCUUAUAUUACCUCUGCCACCGGUAUCUUACAAUCCCCGACAAAACAUAAGAAAAAUGUACCCUUACAUUCCGUCGGGAUUGUUUCCGGCUUCCCAAAAUACCCACCAUUAACUCGGCAAUUACCGAAUUUUGUUAAAUCUUCCCAUAAUCCACUGCACAAGCCUAAAUCGGUAAAACAGAAUAGUGUUCCCCAACCUAACACGUGUCUCAUAUACCAACCGAUAACUCAACCGGGAUUAUCGGCUUUACAAAUUGGAGGAUUCGCUUUGCAAAUGCCCAAUUUUCCCCAAUCAUUUACUUCUAACCAAUUUUUACAGAAUUCAACUCACAUGCCACCAGUUUUAAAUAACCCCUCAUUCCUAAACUAUCUUAAUAUGCACAAUAAUAUACACAUUCAAUCUCUAAACGAUCCACAUCUUACAGGUGGUACUGCAUGUCCACGUGCUAUACAUAUAUUUCCACAAAAUCCUAAUGCUCAACGAAUUAAUUACCCAUAUACUAAUAACAUACUUUUAUCAACGAACUUGUCCUCCUUUAAUAAUGGCUGCUGAUCUGAUAUUGAUGUUUAUGUUAAGCGAAUAGAUAGCUAGUAUUCUAAUAUGGAAGAAUAAUUGAAUUUUAAGACAUAAUGAUAUUUGUAAUAGUGUAAAAUUUUUAAACUCUUUUGUAUUGGUUUAUUAUUCUUUUUAGUAAAAAUUACACAUUUAGAUUCAAGGUUAUACCUAAACCAGUUUUUAACCAGUUUUUAUUAUAUAAUCAUGACGUAACUUAUUGUAUAUA